AUGGCACCAGAAACGCAAAUGAAAUUCGAUGCGAAAAAUGAUGUGGGAUUGAAACGAUUGGGGUUCUUGAUGAAGGGGUGGAAGGAUAGUAGGGAGGGGUAUAUUGGAUGGGGUCACGAUCUCCUACCUUCGCUCUCGCUUUCUACAGAUGCGGAACAUCAUUCGGAAAAUGUGACGACGUUUGUUUUUAAACCGACGGUGCAUCAUUGCAACGCAAACUCCACCGUCCACGGCGGCUGCAUCGCAACCGUCUUCGAUGCCUGCACAUCCGUUGCACUCAUGGGUCGCUACAGCGCUCAGAAAUGGGGCGGUGGUGGAGUGAGUAGAGGAUUAGGAUGUACUUAUUUAAAGGGAAUUACCAUCCAUGAGGAAUCUGAAGGAGAGGGAAAGAAUGAUGUAUUGGUUGAGUGUGAAGUUGUGGGGGGAUUGGGGAAGAGAAACGUGGUUUUGAGAGGAACCAUGAAACGCAGAACCGGAGAAGUACUAGCCAUUUGCGAACAUAGUAAAGUGAAUAUUGUGGGUGUGGAAUUCCCCGGUUCUAGUUCGAAGGAGAAGAAAGAGGGAAAGGGAAAAGAGUCGAAGUUGUAG
Molecule: messenger RNA, 588 nt
Organism: Botrytis fragariae
Lineage: Eukaryota; Fungi; Ascomycota; Leotiomycetes; Helotiales; Sclerotiniaceae
Exons: 4
Coding region: 1-588 (195 amino acids)
Molecular function (GO): fatty acyl-CoA hydrolase activity
Source: RefSeq, a predicted model, not a curated record